Messenger RNA from Staurois parvus, 1395 nucleotides. NCBI's taxonomy places the organism in Eukaryota, Metazoa, Chordata, Amphibia, Anura, Ranidae. The record is from the annotation of a GenBank genome assembly.
CAUAGUAAUCUUUUUUUUUUUCUGUUUUCAGGGAACUUUAUUGUCCUUUGGUCAACCUGUAGGACCACCGUACUCAAAUCUGUAACAAAUAGGUUUAUGAAGAACCUUGCUUGCUCUGGCAUCUGUGCCAGUUUGGUGUGUGUGCCUUUUGAUAUUGUGCUCAGUGCCAACCCUCAAUGCUGUUGGUGGAUUUACACCCUGCUUUUCUGCAAGACUAUCAAAUUCCUGCACAAAGUCUUCUGCUCCGUGACCAUCCUUAGUUUUGCUGCCAUCGCCUUGGACAGGUAUUACUCUGUAUUGUACCCUCUAGAGAGGAAGAUAUCAGAUGCCAAGGCUAGAGACUUGUUGAUCUACAUUUGGACACAUGCAGUUGUAGCCAGUGUCCCUGUUUUCGCUGUGACUAACGUGACUGACAUCUAUGCCAUGUCUACCUGCUCCCAAUCAUGGGGCUACUCUUUGGGUCACUUGGUAUAUGUCCUGGUGUACAACGUUACCACUGUUCUAGUACCAGUUGCUGUGGUUUUCCUAUUUAUGCUACUCAUUCGCAGAGCACUAAGUGCCAGCCAGAAGAAGAAGGUGAUCAUAGCAGCCCUAAGGACCCCACAGAACUCAAUAUCUAUUCCCUAUGUUUCCCAAAAGGAGGCUGAACUGCAUUCAAUGCUGCUGUCCAUGGUCCUGGUUUUCAUCCUUUGCAGCGUUCCAUAUGUGACACUGAUUGUUUAUCGCACUGUGCUCAAUGUUUCUCAUAUCUCAGACAUUCUCAUACUUACUGCCAUCUGGUUGCCUAAGGUAUCUCUUGUCACAAACCCCUUACUCUUCUUGACUGUCAACAAAUCUGUGCGUAAGUGUGUGGUGGGCACCAUAGUUCAACUUCAUCGGCGAUACAGCAGGAGGAAUGUGGUGAACCUGGGAUCGGUAGCGGAGGUGAAUUUGGAGCCCAGUGUACGGUCAGGGAGCCAGCUUCUAGAGAUGUUUCAUAUUGGACAGCAACAGAUAUUCAGGUCUGUGGAAGAAGAUGAUGAUAAUGAGAUCAAAUCAGAGGCUUCCAGAAGCUACAAACUAAAGGAAAGUAUGCCCAGUAGCAGCACUGAGGUGGAACAUACUCUGGUACAAAAGCUAAUCCCACAGGGUGCUGAAUCAGCAGCACAAGUGGCCCCUGUAAUGCCUGGAGAAGCAGAAAUCCUUAAUGAAAAGUAUUCCGUGCAGUUUGGGUUUGGACCCUUUGAAUUGCCUCCACAAUGGAUGUCUGAUAAACGGAACAGCAAAAAGCGGCUUUUACCUCCUCUUGGAAAUACCCCUGAAGAACUUAUCCAAACAAAGCAGCCCAAAUGUAAAACUGAGCGUAAAUUAAGCAGAAAUAAUAAAGUUUGUAUUAUUCCUAAAGUAGACUCUUAG